AUGUUGAUGUGUAAUGUGGGAGAUGAAGAACUUUAUCUUGAGGAUGACGAAGCAGAAAUGGAUAUUAUGUUAUUUGUAUUGGAAAAUACAACCAGAACUUAUGUCAUGAAGAACAAACAUAUUGAGCGUCCCCUUCGUCAGCCUAUCACAAGAACUGGUUACAUUUACAUCCAAAAAGCUCUUAAGGAAGAUCCAGAACACUUUCGAAAAGUGUACCGUAUGUAUCCAACCGUGUUUGUGAAGUUGUGUGAACUUCUCAAACAGCAAACAUCUCUAACUGAUACUCGGCAUAUGUGUCUUGAAGAAAUGGUGGCUACAUUUUUGCUCACUAUUGGUCAAAAUUCAAGAUACUCUUACACAAUGGACACAUUUAAGAGAUCAAAAUUUGCUGCAAGUACAAAUUUUCACAAGGUUUUAAGGGCGUUAAACUCUAUUGCACCAAGUUUGAUGGCUAAACCUGGACUCACAGUACCUGCAAAAAUAAGAGAAAGCACACGAUAUUAUCCUUAUUUCAAGUUUCCUCCUGAAACAAGCAAUGAGGAUAGUCAAGAAAGAAAUUCAGAAGAAAAUGGAAAUGCAGGAGCUUUCUAUGAAGAAAAUGGAGAUGUAGGAACUCUCCAAUCUCAGCAAAGAGAAUAUGCUAAUAAAUGGAGAGACUCAAUAGCUGCUAAUAUAUGGGCAGAAGCUACACAAACAGGAAGUCUACGAUGA
Thlaspi arvense is the source of this 711-nucleotide messenger RNA. NCBI's taxonomy places the organism in Eukaryota, Viridiplantae, Streptophyta, Magnoliopsida, Brassicales, Brassicaceae. The record is from the annotation of a GenBank genome assembly.